CAAUGAAACUUGUUAUCUUUUUGUAUAUGGUUAGUUGUGGUUUUGCAAAUGGAUUUUUUUUUCCGACAGAAGAAGAAAAGUUAGGAGAACUGGACCAAAGUGAACCAUAUUUGUUUAUUGGUGAAUUUUUUAAUGUUACUUGUACAUUAACAUCACAAACUGUUGAAAAUGGAGACAACUCAUCUAAAUUAUUCUUUUCGUAUGGCUGGACUGAUAUAGAAGUAUUAGCUUCGGAAACAACUAUCAUAAACAAUGCUUCACUGCAAUAUAGUACCUUGAUGACAACAGCAUUUAGGAGAAAGUAUUCAUGUAACCUUCGGAAUCCUGUUUCUGUCGAUCCAUUUCCCGGUUCCAACUUUUUCACAGUGGAUACAGUCUAUGUUGACACUGAAUAUCCUCCUGAACCUGUCACAAACUUCAGUUGUAUUAUUUAUAACUGGGAUGAGAAAAUGGAAUGUAGCUGGGACUUGGGUGUGAAAUAUCGUGAAUUACAAUAUAUCGACACAAGUUUAUAUCUUGCAUAUAGUGGAUCCUGUCCUAAUAAGAAUUUACUGAAUUGUACAUGGAUAAGAGGAGGACCUCAUUUAUUUGAUCGAUCUAGUUUGUCCUUUAUAGUUAGUGUAAAGAACACUAAGCGAAAUGUUUCAGUGGAGACAGAUUGGAUGACGAUUAAACAAGCUGAAUAUGUGAAACCAAAUCCAAUUGAGAUGAUUGAGAUUGUUUCUAUUUCAAGUAGAUGUGUCUCAUUAAUGUGGAAUCAUAAGACAUCGGAUAAGGAAAAGACAUUUAUCAUCCAUAUUACUUCAAAAUGGACCGAUGAUAAGGUAGUAAAGUCAAGAGAAUUGAACACAACAGUCUGUGGGCUGAAGCCGAACACAGAAUAUAAGAUAUCAACUGUGGUGAGACCUGAAUAUAGAGAUUAUGGAAACAAUAGUGAUAUUGGAAACAAUAGUGAUAUUGGAAACAAUAGUGAUAUUGGAAACAAUAGUGAUAUUGGAUUCCCUAGUAAUCCAGUAGUUAUCAUCGCCACAACUCGGACAGACAUCCCUGAAAGACCACCAGAAGUUUUUCCAGGAAGUUAUGUUGUUUCAGUUGAGGGCUGUAGGAAUAACAAUCGUAAUGUGACCUUGUAUUGGAAAGACUUGCCAGAAACAUACCAGAAUGGUCCAAUGUUAGGAUACAAUAUAACCGUAUUAUCAGAGGAUGGCACACUGUCUACUAACCCUAUCAUCAGCAGAACAUUUACAUCCUUGCUUCUCCCAUGUAGACAUGGAGUAAUUGUGUCAUUUUUCUCGAGAAAUGAAGUCGGAGACUCGCUUGAACCAUCGAAUAUAUUCAUACCGAUAGCUAACACUGUUUUAUCUCCAAGUAGAAUUAUAGUUGAGGCCAAGAAUACGUCUAAAGAUACAACUGUAAGUGUAAGUUGGACACCAACAGAGGAUGAGAGAAUUACAUUCCACACUGUAUACUACUGUCAGUUUGACACAGAAUGUACAACUGAUAUUGAAUGGAUUAGGGCACCAAUGAAUUCUAACUUACUUGCAAUCGACCAUUUAGAGUUUGAUAAGAAGUAUAGGUUUGGUGUGUCGUCUGACAUCGACCAAGUUAGUUCAGGAUUUAAAUGGGAAGACUGUUAUUAUCUAACAGGUUUAGCUCCGUCUCCUCCAACUCAAGUUGAUGUACUGGCAUUUCCUGAAGACGGAAUAACAGUUGAUUGGCCAGACCCAAAGUGUGGGGAUUCCCCUUACAUUGAGUUUUUCAAAGUAACAUGGUGUACUGCAAGCAAAGGUACCACUGACUGUUCAGGUGAUCAAAAAGUAUUGGAAAUUCCAUCAACUGAACCAUCUAAGCUGGUAAUUUCAAAUCUAAAGGCGGGAACUUCAUAUGGUGUUCAAAUUCAGCAUAUAACAGGCGAUGGAAGAAUUAGUGAUUACAGUGAUAUGGUGUAUAUACAACCCACAAAUAAUGACUUGGCAACGUCGGAAAUAACAAGUAUAGCAGUAGGGGGAACUUUCUUGUUCAUGUUGGCAAUUGCUGGAGCUGUUUUUAUCUAUAAGCGAACAGCCCAUGGUAUCAGGGAAAUUAAACGACCUUUGGAUAUAGACACUCCAAAGAUAAAUAUAUCAAUCGGAAAUACGGUUUUGCCAUAUUCAUCGCAAUUAAGUAAAGACAGUGGUAGGAGUAGUUUGGCAUCAGAUGGGUUACAAUCUCCUGCAGUAGAUAACAAAUUAAAUUUAUUUCCUCUACCAGAAGAAACUACAAGAGUAAACAGCAAUCAAAAAUCUAGUGACGAUCAUAAAACAAGUUCUCAACAAGAAUGUAGCCCAGAAUAUUCUAAAAUGGCAUUAGAUACUGAUACUGCAUCAUCAAGACAAGAAAACGCUUUUAAUAACAUCACUGGUCCGUCAACUUUGAGUGCAGAGGAUGAGAGGAUAAAAUCCGAGAAGACGUUAUAUCCCACACAUAAACUAUGUGAAAAUGAAAAUACAGACAGUUAUAUAAAGCAUGUUGAAAAAGAGUCCAAUGUUACAGCAAAUAUUGUGCUCGAAUCUGGGUCUGAUAGUGAUCCAUAUGUAUAUCAGCCAGAAGUUCAAAUGUCAAAAACUUGUGGACAGCCAAUUAAGGACCAACCAUAUAUCAAAACAGAGACCCUCCAAGCCACUGAAAAUAGUAGAAACUAUAGUAUAGAUUCCACAAAGAAUUAUAAAGCACCUGAUGGUUUGUUAUAUUUGACUGAAGCCAAUGAAGAGGACUCUGACAUAAGUAUGAUAAGCAAUGGUUAUCUUCCUAAAGAAGCCGUGAAUAAUCUAGGCCUUUCAUUACCCAGACACCAACUCACUUCUGAUAAUUCAGGUAGCUCAACAGUAGUAGAAUACCAUCGUCUCGAUGCCAUGGAAAACCCUAAGUUACUAGAUAUUUUAACUCCACGGAUGACAGCUGGUUGUGAAAAUCGGCACGAUAGUGAUGAUUUGAAAGAAAAGUUAGGAUGUCAGGAUGUAAUUGAACAUAACAUUGAUCAAGAUCAAGAGGAUUCUAUAAGUAACUGUUACCUUAAGGAGGAAGAUAUAAGGAAUCCAGGUGUUUUGAAUUCAAACAGGGAACGAGUUCAAGAAGAUUUGAACGGUGCUUGUUACUUAAGAGACAUAGAUUUGGGAAUACUGAAUAUGGAACCGGCCCCGGAAGAUCUUAAAGGAACAAAUCACUUAACGGAAAAUAUGGAUAACUGGACAGGUAAAAGUGAAACUUUUGGAGGAUACAUCACAGAGGGAAACAUGCUAAAUGGUAACCUGAUUGAAGAGGAAAAUGUAGCAUCCUAUGUUUCAGAGUCAAAUGACACAAGAAAAGUUGAGAACUCAUUUGGGUCCGGAUAUAUCACCGAAAACUAUUUGCUGAAUAGUGAAUUUAGUGUAAAUGAUCAAGGAAGUGCCUGUUCUAAUACAGGAGAUAGUAAUGUUGGGCAGAUAUAUUCAUCAGCAGAAGAUUCACUUCAGGUGGCAAACGAAGAAAGUAAAUCUAUCGAUGGGUAUAUACAACGUAAUGCCAUAUCAGCGUAACAGUAGGAAGACAUCUGCCGCUGUAAAACGUCAAGUGUCGGCUGUUCAAAACCUUUGUCCGCGUGUAAUUAUUAAUCAUUUACUUGAUAUUUCAAUCGUUAAAAAACUUUACAUAUACUUUUACUUAUUUUAACAGUUCAUUUGUUGUUACUAAAGUGAUAUACAGAGUAUACACUUGGUUCCUAAUACCUUAUUAAACUUUUGUAUCUGACACUUAUUUAUCUAUAAUAUUUAAGAUGGGUUUACAGUUUACAAUUUGAAGCCAUCCAUUUGAGAUUACUGGUAUUUUUAAUUUGUUUCUUCAGUUGAAUAUUUACAAAUUAAGGAUUUAUGAAGUGGGACUAAAUAUAUUUCAAAAUGAUUUACACGAUGUAGGGUAAAAGUUGUUUUGUUUAGAAAUUCUUAAGCUUGAUACAAAAUGAAAAAGGACUAGGAAUCAUGUUUACAAAGAAAAACAUAUUGCUGAUGUGAAAACAGGCGCAUAUUGUCUUAAUAUAUAUGUUUACUAAUGAAAGUUAUUUCAUAAUUAUUAUUUUUCAAAUAUGUAAUUAAAGUGCACACAAAUUGACAAUCACAAAAUGUCGGAGAAACAGUAUACACUAUUGUCUAUAAUCCCAUUAACUAGAAGAUUGUUUUCAUGUAUAACCUCUUUCAGUCAUAUUGCGGCAUUUUUAAUAGAAAAUAAUGCUUAAAAUGUCCUUUGAUUCUAAACAACCUCAAGAUUAAAACAAUUGUUUAGUUUUUAUUGUAAAUAAAGGCAACAGUAGUAUACCGCUGAUCAAAACUCGUAAAUUCAUGGACAAAAAAAUCAAAAUCGGGGUAACAAACUAAAACUGAGGGAAACGCAUUAAAUAUAAAAGUUGAAACCUGUAUAUUUAAUAGUAUUUGUGUUUACCAAAUAGAUAUUGUAUUGUUUGUAAUACAUUGCCAAAUGAUAUAAGUAUUUGAUUUUGAUUUUUUUUCUCACAUUGGUUAUUGUAAAAAGAAAAUUGUAAACAAUUUCCAAGUCAGACAAAUAGCAAUUUUUUUAUUAUAGUUCAUUUCUGUGUGUGUUACAUUUUAAUGUUGUGUUUCUGUUCCGUUGUUUUUUUCUCUCAAUCGAUUUAUGAAUUUCGAACAGCGGUAUACUAUUGUUGCCUUUAUUUACAGUAUAUAUAAAAACAUAUAAUGUAUGAUAGGAAUGAAAUUCCAAGUAGAAAAUAUUGUUAUUCCUAUAAUAAAAGAAAUAGUCUUCAA
This is a messenger RNA of Mytilus trossulus (common blue mussel), 4790 nucleotides long. RefSeq lists its product as uncharacterized. The transcript has 16 exons. The record is from RefSeq and is a predicted model, not a curated record. Gene Ontology annotation, cellular component: external side of plasma membrane; signaling receptor complex. The coding region runs from base 3 to 3554 and encodes 1183 amino acids. Gene Ontology annotation, molecular function: cytokine receptor activity; cytokine binding. NCBI's taxonomy places the organism in Eukaryota, Metazoa, Mollusca, Bivalvia, Mytilida, Mytilidae. Gene Ontology annotation, biological process: cytokine-mediated signaling pathway.